Ostrea edulis (European flat oyster) is the source of this 1944-nucleotide messenger RNA. RefSeq lists its product as uncharacterized. The transcript has 5 exons. The coding region runs from base 391 to 915 and encodes 174 amino acids. The record is from RefSeq and is a predicted model, not a curated record. Lineage: Eukaryota; Metazoa; Mollusca; Bivalvia; Ostreida; Ostreidae.
AGUUUAAUGUCCUCCGAUAGAAACACGUGUGCAAUAUUCGAGUAGGAUUAGACACCUGUGUUUUGAUAAUUUUAUUUUAACUUUAGCAGUUUCUCUUCAAAGAAAUUUUGAAUUAUGAAAAACAAGUAACCCCAUUAACUUAAUGGAUAUUACUAUAUCGAUCUCCUCUGGUGUCACAUUUUAAACUGAUGUUUGAAUAGCAUAUUACGUCGCUUUGGAUUGGACGGUCCUUGCUCUGUCAUGAUACAAGGUCAAGGAUUCAGAUAGUGUUGGCCACCGGCUGUGGGGAAACAUGACUGUGUCAGUCAACAUGGCCGAAACGUCUGAAGGACUGUGCACUCCUUCCCCAGGUUAAUAAAUAUCACAAAUAAGUACGUUUUUAAAGAAACCAUGGAACGAAAGAAGACAUCUAUAUUAAUCACGGUUUAUGGAUUAAUUGCCAUAACUUUGCAUGUGAUUUCGUGUUCAAAUGACUUUGAAGAGGAGUUUCAGUUAAUCCAAGACAAACCUUUCCCAAAUGCAACAGUUUACGAUAAAAAGGUCACCUGUGGACAACACAGAGCGGGUUUAUAUCCCACCGAGACCUGGACUUGCAAUGACAUCAGGGUGGAUGGACUGAGGAUAGCCUAUGGUUACUACCCAGGUUUAGGCGCAGACACAAAGUGUACCGAAACUGGUGGCUUUGAUGAACUGAGAGAACUCUGCGGACAACUGCUGAAGUCGGUGGCCUUUGAUGGAAAGCUAUGGGGAGCACAGGUAUCAAAUGCCACCUGUGAGUUUACAGAAAACACCCGGCUUACCUUGAACCUGGUAUAUGAGGGCUAUGAGUGGCAAGAACUGGGGCCAGGACAUGGGAUGAUAGAGACCCUCCAGUGCACCGCUUUCCCAAACGAUGAAGACGUCACGAUUCUGUGAUGUCACGAUUCUGUGACGUCAACCCUGGACUCGCCGUGUGCGUGUAGUUGUGCAAUCAUGAAAACUCUCGAUUUACAACAUAACUUUGUUUUCAUACAUUCUGCUGUAUGAUCUCCUUGAUCUCAUAUUUCAUAUUUUAGUGAAUGAAUGAGUGAGUGAAUAUUGAUAUUCCAAUUUUUAUUUGCGUAUUGAACCUGAAAAAUGUAUGCGUUCAGGGCGGAUAAUAUUUGCGAGCUGACAAUGGAAACGAGAAAAUUUGUAUAAAUUUCCCUCUUGCUUUCAUUGCUUUAUGUCGCCGUAAUGCAAACUAGCUAUUUAUUCUUUAUAUUUCAUGAAGAGUGCUAUGUUAUGUCAAGAUGAGAGUACACUUGCAUGGCAGUAUUUUUUGUUUGUUGGAUUUUUAUUUUCUUUUUUUGAGGAAAACAUAUUACAAUGAAACAGCCUCCACAUUCUUUACUGACGAAGCUCCGGUAUAUUUUAAGUAUCAAUCCAUAAAGAAGGAUCCCCCCCCUUAUUUUUCAAUUUGAUAAAACUAUAAUACAAUGAAACAGUCGUAUUUUGUUGGAGUAAAAAUAUCACUGUCUAGUAAAGAACAGCACAAUGCCUGCUCUGGAAGAAACUUCUCCUCUCUUCCUCUUUCGAAAUUAAGGGGUAAUUGUGACAAGGUUUUAAAUAAAUCGUCAGAAGAGUACGUCUCUCGAGUAGUAUUGAUCUGAGUAAUUUAGUGUUUUAAAAAGUGUAGCACACAAAUUGAUGCUAUUGACCAAUCAUAAUUCGUUUUCCAAUUCGUCUUCCAAUUUAACCCCGUGCAGGUUCCAUAAUUGUUUUGACAGUAUGUUUUUAAAUGAUUUUACCAUUCUUGUUGCAGGCACUUUACACAGUCUGUAAUCUAUAUGAAUGUCUUCUUUUUUAGUCGAACACUUCACUUUCUGAAAUACCAUGGCCUGUCAAAGGGCUUCCAUAUUUUUAUGACUGGGUCAUUAUAAGAAGCUUGUUUAUUUGAGUAAAUAAACAUUUCUUAUCAUUCAA